Molecule: messenger RNA, 2933 nt
Organism: Dreissena polymorpha
Lineage: Eukaryota; Metazoa; Mollusca; Bivalvia; Myida; Dreissenidae
Product: asparagine--tRNA ligase, cytoplasmic-like
Exons: 15
Coding region: 128-1801 (557 amino acids)
Biological process (GO): asparaginyl-tRNA aminoacylation
Cellular component (GO): cytoplasm
Molecular function (GO): ATP binding; nucleic acid binding; asparagine-tRNA ligase activity
Source: RefSeq, a predicted model, not a curated record
AUCUAUGUAUAGAAUGCUUGUUCCGAGCUAGGCCGACUAUUUCCGGUGUACACAUGUCCAUAUUGACGUGCGUGUUGUCUGAUGCAACGUUAGAAAAUUUAAGUUAUUUUUUGUCAACUCUGUUGUCAUGACUGAUGUUGCUGAAAAAGUUGCAGAAAUGAGUUUGGGUGCAUUGUAUACAUCAGAAGCAAGAGGAUCUGAUGAGUCAGGAGAUGGCACAGAAGGCAAACCAUUUAAAACAGUUAUUCAGGCCAUGAGGCAUGCAGGCCAGGAGCCAUUCCCAACUAUCUAUGUAGACGGAGCAGAUGGCCAGAAUUUUGAGCCUGCUGCUAAAUCCCAGUUGAAAAAGCAGCAAAAGAUUUGGCAGAGAGAAGCUAGCAAAGCUGCCGAUAAAGCCAAAAAAGAUGCAGAAGAUUCUGAAAGACGUGAGAAAAACCUGGAAGAAGCCAGAAAGAUUGUGUUGACCCAGGAUGCAAGCCUGCCUGCUGCAAAACUAAUAAAGAUCCGGGAAUCCGGUUCCAACCGCAAUAUACGUGUGAAGUUGUAUGGCUGGGUUCAUCGACUGAGGCGCCAGGGAAAGAAUCUCAUGUUUGUGGUCCUUAGAGAUGGCACUGGAUUCCUGCAGUGUGUCUUCACUGACCUGCUUUGCCAAUCUUAUGAUGCUUUGACAUUAGCCACUGAAGCUUCUAUCUGCAUAUAUGGUGUCAUCAAAGAGCUGCCUCAAGGAAAAACGGCUCCUGGUGACCAUGAGAUGAGCGUAGACUACUGGGAGCUUGUGGGCCCCUCGCCACCAGGUGGGGCAGACAACCUGCUCAACGAGAGUGCCCAUGUGGAUGUGCAGCUCGACAACAGGCACAUCAUGAUCCGCGGAGAAAACACGUCCAAAAUAUUGAAGAUGCGCUCAGUGGUGAUGCAGGCCUUCAGAGAACACUAUUUUGCUAAUGGCUAUUUUGAAGUUACUCCACCCACACUUGUGCAAACGCAGGUCGAAGGCGGUUCAACCCUAUUUAAAUUCAACUACUUUGGACAAGAGGCGUAUUUGACCCAGUCCUCACAGCUGUACUUGGAAACUGCCCUACCGGCUAUGGGAGAUGUGUUCUGUAUUGCAAGUUCUUACCGGGCGGAAAAUUCGCGCACCAGAAGACAUUUAGCAGAAUAUACCCACGUUGAAGCGGAAUGCCCCUUCAUCAAGUUUGAAGAUCUGCUGUGCAGGCUGGAAGAUCUAGUAUGCGAUGUUGUGGAUAGAAUCCUGAAGUCCCCUUUUGCAGAAAUAGUGUAUGAACUCAACCCUGACUUUGUAGCCCCAAAGAAGCCAUUUAGAAGGAUGGCAUACACUGAAGCCCUCGUGUACCUGAAAGAGAACAACAUAACCAAGGAUGACGGAUCAUUUUAUGAGUUUGGAGAUGAUAUCCCAGAGGCCCCUGAACGCAAGAUGACAGACCAAAUUAACGAACCAAUAUUCCUGUGCAAGUUUCCAGCAGAAAUUAAAUCCUUUUACAUGCCCAGAUGCAAAGAUGACAAACGUUUGACAGAAUCGGUUGACCUGCUGAUGCCCAAUGUGGGAGAGAUCAUCGGGGGCUCCAUGAGGAUAUGGGACUAUGAGGAGCUCCUGGCAGGGUUCCAACGGGAGAAGAUUGACCCCACUAACUACUACUGGUACACCGACCAGAGGAAGUAUGGCACGUGCGAGCAUGGCGGGUACGGUCUGGGGCUGGAGAGGUUCAUGUGUUGGAUCCUGAACCGAUACCACAUCCGGGAGGUGUGUCUCUACCCGAGGUUCAUAGAGAGGUGCAGGCCAUAAACAGAUUAGAGGCAUGUUUCUGCUGCCAAGCUGAGGUGGUUACCAUGCGUACCAUGGUCUUCUUGAUAUAGUGAUUCGUGUUUUUAUUGAACAAAAGACCAGUGUCCCAUAAUUUUCUGUAUACACAUUGUAUUUUCAGAUAUGUUUUUUCGUUUGUUUGGUGAGAUUGCUAAUACUUUUUUCUUAGCUUAAGUAACUGUGCAUACAAGUACAAAUUAUUGAUGCAGCAUUUAAAUUUUAAUUUAAUCACCUAUAGAUUUUUUGCAUGUUUCUAAUUCAGACAAAUAAACCACCUACAAAUGCAAUAAUUAUAUUUUUUUCUUAUAUUGUAUUUAGUGUGCUUUCUUUAAUUUAUUAUGUUAUAAUUAUGAAUGAGAUGAAAAUUAUGUAUUUUAUUAAUGUCUGUGUUUUUGUUAUUCAGCAAAAGUGCUAUGAAAACAACAGUAAGCUGUUUUGAUUGUAUACAUUAUAAACUGUCUAUUCCAUAGAUGUCAACGAUAGUAAGUUCAUGGAACAAUAACUUAAAUGAAAAAGAUUUGAGAUAUUGUGAAUUGAAUGAAAUGCCCUUGGUAAGGUGUAGGUUAACCUGACUCCUGUUUUGUGCACGUCACUGCUGUGGCUCCAUUGAUAUUUAUCAUGUUGUAACUAGGAUGGACAAUUGUAUUUACCAUUGAUGACAAUUUUAAAAAAAAGUUUAUAUCAAGUGGAUUGAGUCUGUUUAGAAGUGUUAAUUAAUAUAAGAGAGUUUGUCAAAAAUGUUCGCUUACGUCACAGGGGCAAUCAAUAAGUUAACAAAAUAGCUUCAACAAAUAUAGUGGGCGCGUGCAUGUUUUAAAUAAAACCAUUUUCUUAAAACUUUUAAUCCAUAAUGUAAACCUUUUUCAAUCGCUAUUGUAAAUCAUUUUUAUUGCAUAUUUCUACAUUAAACAUCUUUUUGAAAGAGAUUACUCCUUUGAUGGUUUUUGGUUGACAGUCUCCCUAAAUAUCUUUCAGGAAGUUAAAUAAAAUUUAUUGGGAUACUCUGUUAAAUAAUAUUUCAUACAUCAGAAAACAUUACAGAUAUAUGCUUACAUUUAUUUAUGUUCUAACGUAACAUUGUGUUGUGGGCUUCUAAUAAAUACACUCUUCUGUU